AUGGACACUGGACUAAGAUACUGUAAAUUGGAGGCCUCCAUUUUUUGUGGGAAUAAAUGGGCUGAAAAAAUGAAGCAAGUCAUGCAGUUCUCAUGGGCUGCUUACUCUAAACCUACUCCAGCCUGCUGGAAAGAACUAUUGGUCCUCUUCCUGUUAUGUUCGAGUAUAUGUGCGAUCAGCAGUGGCCUGUUGCACAACUGGAUGUUUUCAUCUCUGAAGUACGGAGCAUUCUUGUGCAAUACGAUAACCUGUGUGUUCACGGGCACCAUGUUCCUGCUCCUCUUCCUGGCCCAUCCUGUACGUUGCGUGUUCACUAUGGUGAUCCCCACAUUAGGCACAAAACAAGGCCGUGAUUUGCUCCUUUCCGCGUGCUUCAUGCUUGUUGCCAUCAACAUAAUCCCCAAUAUUAUGGGAAAUAUCAAGAUUGUUCUCAAAGUAGUUCACUGUGUUGCUCUGACCUCAACCCAAAGCCUCCUGAACUUGACUAAUAUCAUAAGCGAGGUUAAAAAUGUGCUGGACGAAGAUCUAAUCACGCUGGUAGACAAAAUCUCAGCGAGCAACAUGGUUACAAGAUCGAAAGUGGAAUGGAACUUUAAUUCAAACAUCAACCAUUCAGCAAUCAAGACCCAUCUACAUGUUGUUGGCAAAGAAAUCCAAAGCAACUUUCUUAUGAUGCAGACCAUACUCAGCAAGAUCAAUUUGUACACCAACAGAGUACUUGCUGGCUUUGUUUUCUUCUAUCUGACCCUAACAUCAGCUUGGUACCUCAAGGGCUAUCUGACAAAUGUGCAGUUUGACAACGUGUAUAUAACUAGCAGGCUGGCUCAGUUGAUGCAGACAAGCAAGGGGGUGCCCAUACCUUGCCGGACCUCCAGUAAAAAACUAAUCAGAUCCACAGGGUUGAAGAUGUCCUCAGAUGAAACAGCCAGAUGUGUGAAACAAAUGGUGAUCAGCACAGCAUACUUAGCCCUGUCUGCAGUUAUCAUAGCAACAGAUUUUGUUGUCUUCAGACUUACCUCACAGAUCUUGCUUUGGAUUGCCGAUAUUCCGCCUGUACCGAUCACUUUGGAACUUACAUACAAUGUACGUAUGUUGGUAAUCCCUGGAGUAUCUGUGCCCUUAAUAAAUCGGCAAGCUUAUUUCCCCAGGAAUUUCAUCUUUAUGCCUGAUGGUUGCAUGUUCCAGCCAUCUCACCCAAACGUCGAAGUCAUCUGUAUUGUCUGCCUGCUCUACGCGAUUGCUUACACAACAGUAUUUUUGGAAACCUAUGCUUUGCGUGUACGAAGGAAAAUUUCUGCAACCUUCUUCGAGCAACGGGAAGAUGAAAGGAUCAACUAUCUCCACCAAAAGAUGCUGAGAGAUUCAGAACAUCAAUUUGAAAACAAAAUAGUUAUCUUCACUGUGUCAGAGCAAUGCAACGUGACCUUCGAAAAACAAUGCAAGAUGCAACUGUAA
This is a messenger RNA of Carcharodon carcharias (great white shark), 1455 nucleotides long. RefSeq names its product osteoclast stimulatory transmembrane protein-like. Gene Ontology annotation, cellular component: membrane. Lineage: Eukaryota; Metazoa; Chordata; Chondrichthyes; Lamniformes; Lamnidae. Bases 1 to 1455 code for a protein of 484 amino acids. The record is from RefSeq and is a predicted model, not a curated record. The transcript has 3 exons.